AUGGUAGUUUUCAUGUUUCUGUAUUCCCUCCUCCUCCGAGACCUAUUAAUCUCCCUACUACUCUCAUCAUCGGCUCAAGGAGCCAGACACGUCCCCCUUUUUGAUGUGCCGUUCUCAACCUACGCCAACUUCUUCCCUCUAGUCCAGCCCAAGGCGCUGAGUUACCAUUAUCGAUCCAUAUGCGGCCGAGACACGGCGAGAUUCAAUACAGGAUUAAGACAAUUAUCUUUGCUACCCAACCUCCCAACGCACGUCCGUCACAUGGGCUUCGAUGCACUUCUCUACUUCUGUGAAUACGAAAACAUCCUGUCUGAGGAGAUUCCUCUCCCUUUAUGCGAUAAGCUAGUAUACUACGGAAACAGUUACAUCUAUCAUGAGAUCUAUUUCAACUGCCUUCGGGCAACAGGCAUGUACGACGAUUUUGAGGAGCCUCUCUCUCUCGAAAGUUCACUACUCGUCCAGGAUAUCACCAACGCGUUUGGCGGUAUGAAGGAACUGUUUGAGGAACUUUUAGAGGCUGCUCUCUCGCUGGAUGGAUACGGUUGGGUUUGGUUACUUAGCCUUCCGGAAGGACUCUCCGUGAUAACGUCUCAAGAUUAUGAUGGCAUCCAUGGUGACCAAAUUUACGCCAUUUUCAACAUCGAUCUUUGGGAGCAUGCGUACAUAGAGAGCCAUGGUGCUAAUGUUGAGGCGUAUAUAAAAGCCUGGUGGGGUGCAGUUGACUGGAACAAGCUUGAUGUACAGUAUAUAAGGAAAUUCAGGCAAUGGUCGAACCAUCCGAUUCGACCCGAGCCUAUGCAUUCCCCAGAGCCAGUCGUACUGGACACGAGUCAGACUCGUCUUUACGCUAGUCUGAUAGACGAGGGGAUAUUAUCAACUUUGGUGGGACUAGCAGAGUCAGGUGAAGCGCUGGUGGCUCUUACAGCACUGCCGCAUGGCAUACCUCUGUUCGAGUAUCCCAAGGAAGCCUUAUUGCGUGGCUCCCUGCGGCAGAUCUUGGAUAGUCUGCAAGAAUUACAGCAGUUGGGUUUUGAGGGGCUCUGGGCGGCCUACUCAGAUGAGGCUCGAGAAAACGCACCACUGAGGAGUACAAGCUCGAUACUACAUGACGUCAACGGUACUUUAGUGGAAGCAUUGAAGGCGAUCAGUCCUUCCAUAUACAGAGAGGUAGCGAGGACGACUAGACUAUCAGUUGUUCACGACCUCGUUGUUGAGGAAGCUCGAUUGGGUCCCUCAUCAUCAGCGUUAGCAGAUGAUGACCUGUGGAUAAGGGCAGCCGUCAUCAGCGAUAGCUUCCGCCUCGGCUAUGGAACAUGGGCUCUAUUGCCGGGAUCUCAGCUCAUUCGCGGACGCGAGUCAAGAGGGAAUGUCCGAGUGACUGAAAGAGAUGGACGGCUGAAAUUUGUUGCAUCCUCUGAUAUAGAAGUCGGCGACACCUUGUCCUUGGAGUCGCAGGGGUCGGCAAGUUUAGCAACAACCCAAGGUUUACCGAAGUCGGGCCAAGCACCCUUGGGGGCUGAGAUUCAGAUCGCAUCAUGGGCUCAAACGGAAGGAAUGUCCAAUCGAUGUCGGAGAUUACUCACCUCAACGUUUUUGAUUUCUGGUGCAUCUCCUAUACCGAGGGCGGUGCUCAGAUGUGUGAGGAAGGCCCUGAGACCUGCAGCAUCUAGCAAGUUCGCAUUAGAGAUCGCUACUUACCAGCUGCUGUCGGAGGCAUGCCGUAGUGCUCUAGCGCGAGUGAUUGACCUUGAGACUUCACUGGACUCUAUCGUGCAAGACUCGGCCAGUUUGAUACGCUGUAUCAGUGAAAGCGAGAAGAGAAUGGAGAUUGAGGAGGAUCAAUUCAGUAGGUUAGCCGGUACCAGCCCUUGAUGAGGGAAUCUUCGCUGUACGUCAUAAGCAUUGAAUGGAUGAGGCUUCUCUCACAGGCCCUUGGGGUGGGUCUCUCGUUUUCUCAGCGCACUUGUUUGGUUUUUUGCCUUG
Molecule: messenger RNA, 1983 nt
Organism: Perkinsus marinus ATCC 50983
Lineage: Eukaryota; Perkinsozoa; Perkinsida; Perkinsidae
Product: superoxide dismutase, putative
Exons: 9
Coding region: 1-1872 (623 amino acids)
Biological process (GO): superoxide metabolic process
Molecular function (GO): superoxide dismutase activity; metal ion binding
Source: RefSeq, a predicted model, not a curated record